This is a messenger RNA of Ictalurus furcatus (blue catfish), 2552 nucleotides long. RefSeq names its product GATA binding protein 5 (gene gata5). Gene Ontology annotation, molecular function: RNA polymerase II cis-regulatory region sequence-specific DNA binding; DNA-binding transcription factor activity, RNA polymerase II-specific; zinc ion binding. Gene Ontology annotation, biological process: cell fate commitment; cardiac muscle tissue development; negative regulation of transcription by RNA polymerase II. The coding region runs from base 587 to 1765 and encodes 392 amino acids. NCBI's taxonomy places the organism in Eukaryota, Metazoa, Chordata, Actinopteri, Siluriformes, Ictaluridae. The transcript is spliced from 6 exons. Gene Ontology annotation, cellular component: nucleus. The record is from RefSeq and is a predicted model, not a curated record.
UCUUUUUCCAAUAUCUACAGGCAAAAAUAGUAUAGGACUCUUUAAUUUUAUUUCAUUUCAUUAAUCAUCCAUCAAAAUGUUGUUUUAACGAAUAUGCUUAUCAAAUUAAUCACAUUUUACUUUAAAUGUAUUAUAAUCUCGAUGUUUUCUUUAGACAUCGGCUUUGUAGUAAUUUUCACGUUUUGUUGCACUUUAACGGAAAAAUAACUGCCAGUUAAUCUAAAAAGUAAGAUAUCUGAAAUCCCACCAUGUGGCUCUGAUUAUUAUCCGCUGUCACGACCGAGAAGCUGCCUCAGACCAGACUUUGACUCCUUGUUUUUUUAGAUGCUAAUUAAGACGGAUAGUGACGUGUAGGCUACUUUAUUUUCGGAGAAAAAUCAUUUUUUCUCUCUCUCUCUCUCUUUCCUUCUUUUUUCCUUUUGUUGUCAGGAGUCUUGUCUAGCCGAACCGACCGGAGUGGAGCUUUUGGACGGACUUCACUUGCACUGAUAAUUAUUUUUCUUUGUUUUUGUUAUUUUGGGGUUUAUUUUUUGUUUGUUUGUUUGUUUUUGUUCCUUACGAAAACUAGGAGAUUUAAUCCUGCAGCAUGUACUCGAGCUUGGCCAUACCUUCUAACCCAUCCCCGUACGGCCACGACUCCGGGAACUACGUGCACGCACCGGCCAGCUCUCCCGUGUAUGUGCCCAGCACUCGUGUGCCCGCCGCCGUGUUGCAGUCGCUGCCCUACCUGCAGCCGUGCGAACCCACGCACCAGACGCACGCGCUCACGGGCCACCAUCACGCAUGGCCACCGCAAUCUGCUGCUGACGGCUCGUCGUUUGGCGCUGGAAGCCCGCAUGCUCACGCGCCCUCCGCCACUUUCUCCUACACACACAGUCCGCCUGCGACCGGCGGUGGUAGCUGUGGCGCCCGCGACCCUGCGUCCUAUCAGAGUGCACUGGCGUUGAGUGGCGGCGCGCGCGGCUCCGACCAGUACGGUGGUGCUCUGAUGCGCUCCAUGGGCGCUUCUUAUUCGAGCCCAUACGCGUACAUGGGCCCCGACGUGAGCGGAUCAUGGGCGCCUGGUCAUUUCGACAGCGGUGUGAUCGGACUACAGGGACGCCAGGGAACUCUGACGGGCAGAAGGUCUGCUCUAGAUGUGUUGGAUGAAAUGGCAGUGGAGGGACGCGAGUGUGUGAACUGCGGCUCCAUCUCAACUCCGCUGUGGAGACGCGACGGAACCGGCCAUUACCUGUGCAAUGCCUGCGGCCUCUACCACAAGAUGAACGGCAUCAAUCGGCCUCUCAUCAAACCCCAGAAACGACUGCAGACUACGUCCCGGCGGGCAGGCCUGUGUUGCACUAACUGUCAUACCAGCACGACCACACUGUGGAGGAGAAAUGCAGAGGGGGAGCCUGUAUGUAAUGCCUGUGGCCUCUACAUGAAGCUUCACGGGGUACCCAGGCCACUAGCUAUGAAGAAAGAAAGCAUUCAGACAAGGAAACGCAAACCCAAGAUACCUAAAACUAAGGCUUCAGGGUCUUCUGUGUCCGGCACUACCUCUCCUACCUCUCAUCCCAUUUCAGAGAAUGCUUCAACAAUAAAAAGUGAACCCAAUAUUGCUGCCUCACCAUACGCUGGUCAAACGGUUGUGUCUGUCACACAGGCUUCAACACCGUUAAGCAGCACAAACUCGGGCCAUGUGGACAUCAAAUACGAGGACUACCCUUUCACGCCGACAUCCAUCGCCCCACAGAACACCUGGUGCGCACUGUCCCAAGCAUGAUGCAGCCUGAGACAAUGCCAUUUCUGAAAAUCACCCCAGUGCAAUCUAGGAAAAAGACUUUAUGACGAGAACUACCUAUUACACAGCCAACACUAACAAGCAAAAACAAACUCUGAUGGAUGCCAUUCGAUGGGAAUAUAUGAACUGAUAAUACAGUUUGUACAGCACGUAACCAAUACUUCAUUGUCCGGUUGUUCAGUGUAAAUUUCAGGUCAUACCUGUUCACAUUUGUGGUGUAAGCUACAACAGACAACUCAACAAGUUAUUACAGAGUUGUUGGGUUUUUUUUUUUUUUUUACUUAGAACCAAAAUGAAGUACAAAAUCAAAAUGCACAUUAUAUAAAAAAAAAAACAAUGUUUCAUAAUAUGCUUCUUCACAAAUGAUUAACUUUUAAGAUACAUUAUUUAUGUUGAGAUAGGAGCAGUCCAGACAAACUGAGUUAUUCAAUAUAUUGUUUCUUUUUUCCUGGCAGGGAAUAUGUUUUAUGGUCAUAAUGUCAUUUGAGCACGCACACGCACACACACACACACACAAACACACACGCACACAAACAGGCUUUUAAAGGUUCCUCAUUGUUUCUACUGAUUCAUAAUGCUGUCCAUUAAUCUGAAGUGCAAUGGCUCACUUUUCCGAAGCUUUUGAAAAGGGACACGAUUAUUUUAAUUAUUUUAAGAGUUUGUUUUGAUCUCUUCAAAUAUAUUAACCUUAAUUUUAUUUCUGCUGUACUUUGUUGAUAUCUAAUGGAAUUACACCUUUGUUUUAUUGAACAUAAAACUCAGUAUGAGA